GAGUCUUCUAUUUUUUUUUUCUUAUUAAAAUUCAAAGAGUUCGAUCUUUGUGAAAAGUAUUUCAAAAAUAAAAUUUUUCAUAUUUAGGUACGAAUUAAUGCUUAGAGCUCCCACGUUUCAGUUAUGGUUGUCAUCGUGAGUAGUUAUUUAAGGUGGUUUUCAGCUCAUCUACUUUACCCACCUCUUCUUUGUUCCUUCCCCAAAGUCUGAUCCUUCAUUUCCUUCAUUUAAUCCCAUUCCUCCCCUCCCCAUCUGUUUCUGCCUACCAUAUCGCCUCUGUUUUUUUUGUUCUUCUCUUUGUCACAGUCAAAGCCAUACCCAACUCUAUCAACCCCAAACGAACUAAAAGGUUUGCUAAAGAUUUUCUCUUUUUGUUCACUCUAUUUAUCUCGCUAGAUCUCUCCUCCUUUUUUUGAUAUAUCCAAAAAAAUUUGGACUUUUUCCUCUGCAUAAGCCAUGGCAACCUGUUUCUUCGAUACUCUCAAGACUCAACCUUUCUGGGUUCUUGUUCUUUUCACUUUGGGUUCUUUAUCACUCUUGAAAUCUUCAUUUGUUUUUCUCAAAUGGGUCUGGGUCAAUUUGCUUAGACCCGGUAAGAAUCUCAAGAAAUAUGGUUCCUGGGGUCUUGUGACAGGACCAACUGAUGGUAUAGGCAAAGGUUUUGCCUUUCAGUUAGCUAGGAAAGGGCUUAAUCUUGUCUUGGUGGGUCGUAAUCCUGACAAACUCAAAGAUGUUUCUGAUUCAAUCUUGGCUAAGUAUGGAAAGAUUCAAAUCAAGACAGUUGUUGUCGACUUCUCUGGUGAUCUUGAUGAAGGUGUAAAGAAGAUCAAAGAAGUUAUUGAAGGAUUGGAUGUUGGUAUUUUAAUUAAUAAUGUUGGAAUUUCGUAUCCUUAUGCAAGGUUCUUCCAUGAGGUUGACGAGGAGCUGUUGAGGAAUUUAAUUAAGGUUAAUGUUGAAGGUACUACUAAGGUUACUCAGGCCGUUUUGCCGGGGAUGGUGAAGAGAAAGAAAGGUGCAAUUGUGAAUAUUGGUUCUGGUGCUGCUAUUGUCAUCCCUUCUGAUCCACUUUAUGCUGUUUAUGCUGCUACUAAAGCGUAUAUUGAUCAAUUCUCAAGGUGCCUUUAUGUUGAAUACAAGAAUAGUGGGAUUGAUGUCCAGUGUCAGGUUCCAUUGUAUGUAGCUACCAAGAUGGCAUCGAUCAAAAGAUCCUCUUUCUUUGUUCCAUCAACAGCUGGUUAUGCUCAGGCAGCAAUGCGCUGGAUAGGCUACGAACCUCGUUGCACACCCUACUGGCCCCAUUCUAUCCUCUGGGGCUUGGCUUCUUCACUGCCAGAGAGUGCGGUUGAUGCAUGGCGUUUUCGCUUUUGUCUCAACAUUCGAAAGAGGGGGCAACUGAAAGAUUCUAGGAAGAAGGAAUAGAAAAGCAUUUGGAAUUGUAUUAAUUUCUGUUCAUGGAGUUGAAAGUUGGCUAGGAUGAGCCUUCAACUCGUAUCGCCUAUGGAAUUGUACUAGUUCUGGUAUUUUCUCUUAUUUAUUUUUGAAAAUCUAAUUAUUACUCUCUUUAUAAAUUUGUUUUCAAGCAUGGCCUUGUGACCA
Messenger RNA from Theobroma umbraticum, 1596 nucleotides. It is a transcript of the gene KCR1, whose product is annotated as beta-ketoacyl reductase 1. Gene Ontology annotation, cellular component: endoplasmic reticulum. Gene Ontology annotation, molecular function: ketoreductase activity. The record is from RefSeq and is a predicted model, not a curated record. Lineage: Eukaryota; Viridiplantae; Streptophyta; Magnoliopsida; Malvales; Malvaceae.